AUGUGCAGUUGCUACAGUACUGGUAGUUUAUUAUCGCUGUCGUCUGGCAUCCCUUGCACAACGCCUAGUCGCGGAAUCGUGGCUAUUCCGUUAAAAGUCGUCGCGCACACGCGGCGAUACACUCUUGCGGCAAAAUCGCUCGUUCGUCAACAAUACCUGGCGAUAGAAGUGCUGACUCAUCGCGAUUCUGUCACUCGUGGAGACGGCUCUUGUUUCUCAAUAAGUGGUACUAACAGUGACGUAGUGUCACCAAUAAUAGCUACUACAUUCAGAUUAUUCAGUAGUAGAGUGCCGGUGGCCGCCAAGGAAACACGCAUCCACAUAUUGUCACAGACGAUGACUAGGUGA
Arctia plantaginis is the source of this 348-nucleotide messenger RNA. NCBI's taxonomy places the organism in Eukaryota, Metazoa, Arthropoda, Insecta, Lepidoptera, Erebidae. The record is from the annotation of a GenBank genome assembly.